AUGACGGCGUUUCCUGUUGCAGAAGCUCGCAAGCCGGAUGGUGGGCCUGGGCGCCGGCGCCUCCCGUCCUGUCGUGCCUUGCAGGGAGCCGAGUACCAGCUGCGCCUCUCCCUUUUCGAUGCCACCUACCACCACUUCUUCGGGAGGACAUGGAGGAGCAGCCGGCGAGCUGCCCGUGCCGCCCCGCAGCACCCGGCCAGGGUGGCUUUCAACGAGACCGUUUACUUCCACACCUCCUUGAGCCACCCCAGCAUCGCUGCUGUCGUGGAAGUGGUGACGACAGCCGGGGAAGGGGAUGGGGGCUCUCAGCACCUCUCCUGCGGCUUUGGACUCAUCCCCCUCUUCGGCAGCGGGUCGGAGGCGACAGACCCGGCCACUGAGGACAAAACGCUGAAGCUGUACCACGGGACACCACGUGCCUUACUGCACCCGCGCUUCCAGGACCCCGUGGAAAAGAACAAAUACCUGACGGUGAUGGAGAAGAGCCACCUGCAGUACGCCCUGAAGCCCCACCAGCCCCUGGAGACGAUAUUUCACCUCCUUCCUGAAAACCUUCUGAUCUCUGGGCUGCAGACCAUUCCUGGCUUGCUGCCGGCGCUUGGAGAUGCGAGUGACUGCUUGCAGAAGCCCCGGCUGAUGAAGCCGGUCACCUGCUAUCUGGAGAGGCUGUCUGUCCGGCUGUACCCUUCCUUGGAGGAAUUUGAGGAGGAACUGCUGGACUUGCUGAACAGCGACCGCUUACUUAAGGUAAUGCUGAUGCAGAUACAGCAGGGAAAGCACCGUGCGAGCCGCAUCCACCUGAGCGAAAUGGUCCCUCACCCGGCAUUUGGGGUCUGCUUCCAGCUGGAGUACGUCUUCUGCACCUCGGGGAUUGCCGACGGGAAGAGACAUCUCAGUUUGUUUCUGCUCCUCUCCUUCGGUUUAAGGGGAGGCUGUGGACGUGCCCGGGGGGAGCACGUGGAGUCUGGGACUGUCCAAUUCCGUGUUUCCAUUGAUUCGGAAGAACAUCUUGUAACUGCUGCAGGGAUCCUACGUAAAGACAGGGACGAGUCGGAGAAGCCUCCUACGCCAUCGCUGAGUCCGCCGGCCCCGCUGCGAAUCGUGGCCUCCCCACGGGGACCGGGGGUAAGUGCCGCACGUGCCAGUGGACCUCACCCCUGUUUCUCCGUCAGCUCCCACACGCUGCUCUCCCGUGCCUCCCUGGCGCGCCUGCAUGCCGCCGGCUUCCCGGAGAUCCUGGACCGCAACCAGGAGCCAGUGGAAAUCUCGGAGCCGGCAGACCCGGCGAGUUUCAGCCCGCGGCUGGAGGAAGCUGACCCUCUGCAAGGCAACGAAAUAAUCCUGCAGUUCCUGGCUUUUGGCAGGGAUGCCCGGGAUGGCAUGGAGGGGACGUGGCCGAGGACCAUCUUCCUCACCUUCCAGUUCUACCGUUUCCCACCGGUUACCACGCCGCGGCUGCAGCUGGUCAGCAAGGACGGGGGGCCGGCGGCCGGGCAGGCUGUGCCAGCACAGCUCCUUGUCCGGGUGAACAAGGACGGGACCCUCAGCACUGGACCGCCGGGCUUGCAGCUGAAGUACAUGGUGGAUCCCACUUUCCUGCGACCCGGGGAGCAGCGCUGGUUCGUGCGGUACCUGGCCGAGCACAGCCUCCAGAUUGACGUCUGGGAUGGAGACUCCCUGCUCCUGGUUGGGUCUGCUGCCGUUAAACUGGAGCCCCUGCUGCGCCAGGGCCAGGCGGCCGUCAGGACCCACCACGAGCUGGAGGUGGCCACGACCGAGUACGAGCCAGAUGUGACGGUGAUGGGCCAUGAGGCGCUGCGGCACGGUGCCCUGCGGCCCCUUGGCGUCCGCGUGGCGGUGAGGGGCCGCCUCCACCUCUGCUUGGCCAACGUCG
Molecule: messenger RNA, 1894 nt
Organism: Egretta garzetta (little egret)
Lineage: Eukaryota; Metazoa; Chordata; Aves; Pelecaniformes; Ardeidae
Gene: NPHP4
Product: nephrocystin 4
Exons: 14
Biological process (GO): negative regulation of canonical Wnt signaling pathway; protein localization to ciliary transition zone
Cellular component (GO): ciliary basal body; cytoskeleton; ciliary base
Source: RefSeq, a predicted model, not a curated record